Fusarium subglutinans is the source of this 1257-nucleotide messenger RNA. RefSeq lists its product as uncharacterized. The record is from RefSeq and is a predicted model, not a curated record. Lineage: Eukaryota; Fungi; Ascomycota; Sordariomycetes; Hypocreales; Nectriaceae. Bases 1 to 1257 code for a protein of 418 amino acids. Gene Ontology annotation, molecular function: protein binding. The transcript has 3 exons.
AUGGAAACUGAACAACAAGAAGAACAUGCUGCUAUUAUGCAGAACAAUCCUGCCACGCCCGCGUCCUUGAGCGCGUUGGAAAAGAUGCCGGCUGAAAUCAUUCUCAUGGUUGGAGCAGAGGUCAGCCCCUCCGAUUUCAUGGUUGCUACACUUGUUUCCAAGCGUCUUCGAUCAGUCCUCCUCCAUCGGCGUUUCAAAAACCUCACAUUUUCUGGAUCCUUAAAAAAGCUGGCCCACGAUAUGCGGUCUUUUCUUUCCGGCGAAUUUAAGAACUUGAUGAUGACAAUCCUUUCUACUCUCAAGUCCGUCACUAUUCGCUUCGAACCCUACAGCCGCGCCGAGAAAUCUACCGAUUUGCACCUUUCGACGUACCGAAUCGUGGUUAUUGGUGAAUUCGUUUCCAAGUUAUCGUCAAUUGAUCUGAUCUCUUUCAACAACCAAAUUAAGGACGAUAUUGACUUUACUGAGGCAUUCCGCAGCACACCGAAGUGGAAUGGCCCCAAGGCCGUCAUCUUUUGUGGUCGCAGGAACUUUCUGAUCUUCAGUGCCCUCAUAAACCAAUUCGCCCCUAAUACUGUCAAGGCAGUUCAGCUUCCUCGCCAAACUGCAAGCAGACAUCCUUUGGCCUUGAAAUCAGCAUUUCCCUUACUCAAAGGUUUGAUGGUUGAUGUAUCUUCACUCAAGAGUCGUUCGCGAACGCUUGCCUGCAUGAGCAGCAACAUUCUUCAACGAAUGAAUGAAUACUUUCCGCACCUGGAAGCUCUUAUACUCUAUCAGGUUGAUAUUGUAGCGUGCCUGUCGGGUAGUCUACGUAUCUGCAAAGGGCUACAUCUGCUAAACCUUAAUGAGUACGUCGAGAGACUUAUUACACAGCUGAAGUCGAUGCCACGACUGCGUCGUUUCGCUUUUACCAUUGAGGAAGAGUCGCUUCGUUUGGAAUAUGACUGUCAUUUGUUUGACAGGCUAGCCUCCAGUUCGGGGGGAGACGAAUCAGGCGAUCCAAUGCAGGCCACUCCUGAGCUGAAUCAGUGGCCCUACUGGCUGCCAACCUAUGCUCAAAAGGACUUGUGGUGGUCAGAACUCAUUACUCGCAUUCUUAAGGCCGUUCCACAACUCAAAGAGCUCUGUAUCGUGCACAGUCCUUUGGAAUAUCACCAAGGAACCAAGACCGAGGGCAUCGUAACGGUUCGCGAGGAGGAGAUUGCUUGUUCGGACAAUUCAUCCCAAUUCCCCUACAUUUUGGUGGAUAUUGAUUGA